Puntigrus tetrazona (Sumatra barb) is the source of this 725-nucleotide messenger RNA. RefSeq names its product TATA-box binding protein associated factor 13 (gene taf13). Gene Ontology annotation, cellular component: transcription factor TFIID complex. Lineage: Eukaryota; Metazoa; Chordata; Actinopteri; Cypriniformes; Cyprinidae. Gene Ontology annotation, molecular function: protein heterodimerization activity. The coding region runs from base 156 to 530 and encodes 124 amino acids. The record is from RefSeq and is a predicted model, not a curated record. Gene Ontology annotation, biological process: transcription by RNA polymerase II. The transcript has 2 exons.
ACCUUCCCCUUAAAUAAGUUCUACAUCCAGAACUCCAGGGGUCGCUGCCGGUUGCUUCCCCGCCGCGUUAUAUGUAAACUAAUGUGCAGCGGUUCCUGUCCUAGCAUUUGCUGCUUGCUGUGUUUUGUUUUUGUUCCCGUUCCGGUUAUCACAAAAUGGCCGAGGAAGAGGAUGAUCCUGGUUUUGACGAGGAUUUAGACGACGGAGGCAACGGGGUGGACUCGGGCCAAGGGAAAAGAAAACGGCUUUUUUCCAAGGAGCUUCGCUGCAUGAUGUACGGGUUCGGAGACGACCAAAAUCCCUACACCGAGUCGGUGGACAUACUGGAGGACCUGGUGAUCGAGUUCAUCACGGAGAUGACGCACAAGGCGAUGUCCAUAGGGCGCCAGGGUCGCGUGCAGGUGGAGGACAUCGUCUUUCUCAUCCGCAAAGACCCAAGAAAGUUCGCGAGAGUGAAGGACCUGCUCACUAUGAACGAGGAGCUGAAGAAAGCUCGCAAAGCCUUUGACGAGGCCAAUUAUGGGUCUUGAAAUAGACUGUUGCUUUCUAGGUCGUUCGUGCGAUUUAUGGAAAGGGUUAUUAUGUUGUCACCUAUGAUGGAGUUUUACUGUUUGUGAACCAUAGGCCACCUUUCUUACAGAUUCGUUUGAGUUGCUUGCAUUCGAGUGUUUAUUUUAUUGCGUGUAAGAUGUUGUACAAUAAAGAUACAUUUGUUAAACUUUUAA